Theobroma umbraticum is the source of this 3917-nucleotide messenger RNA. RefSeq names its product SPA1-related 2 (gene SPA2). The record is from RefSeq and is a predicted model, not a curated record. Gene Ontology annotation, biological process: photomorphogenesis; protein phosphorylation. Gene Ontology annotation, molecular function: protein kinase activity; protein binding; ATP binding. NCBI's taxonomy places the organism in Eukaryota, Viridiplantae, Streptophyta, Magnoliopsida, Malvales, Malvaceae.
AUGCAGCGAAAGAAGAACAUAUCACUUAAUGAAGUUUGCAUCUAUAGUAUGGAUGGAGGACUAUCUGACGAAGUAGCUCCAAUAGAUGCAGCUGAGGGGGCUCACCUCCAGGGUAAAGAGGUUGAGUAUUUGAUGAAACCUGACAGCUGCAACAUGUUGGAGUCCCGAGAAAUGGUGAUACCGGAUGAGGUUAAUACUAUUGAGAGCUCGUUCCACGUUCUUGGAGAUAUGAUGGAAGGUAAGAAAGUAAAUAGGAGUAUAGGUCCUGUAAAUGUAUCAGAGCAUGGAUGUAGUAGCCCUCGCACUAUGGAUGAUGCAAAUGACAUGGUUGAAGAGUUAACUGUGAGAAAUUACAAUGGUUCUAACUUACCCAUGGUUGGUACAUCAAAUAAUAGAGAAAGAAUGCAGAUGAGACAGAACCAUUGGCUGCAUUUUUAUCAGUUGGUGGGUGGAUCAGGGAGUGGGGGUUCAUGUGGCAACCGGGACAACAGUCAGGCAAUGCCAAGUAUGUCACAGGAUGUAGCGUAUGCGUCCUUUCCUGAAUUUUUGGGUCAGAAACCUUUGAAUGAUGGGCAGAAUGAAGCAACAGAACAAUUGAUGAGUGGUGAUAAUAUUGAGGUUUCGGGCAGUCAGCUAUCUCAUGGAGGUAUUAAGACAAAGAUUCUAUCAAAAUCAGGAUUUUCUGAAUUUUUUGUUAAAACUACAUUGAAAGGGAAAGGAGUUAUAUGUAGAGGUCCAUCUCAUGAUGCCUCAAGAGUUGAGCCUAGAGAUCAGAAUAACACAAAAUCUACUGGGGGAACUAUGGUGGCUCCUACUGCUCCACUGAAGGCUGCUGGAAGCCCUGUGGUGGCUUCAAAUACUUCACUGAUCUUGGGUAACAAAGCUGUUAUGACGUCUUCUUCCUAUGGGAUCAUGGGGCCAAGAGCUGGUGAGUGUGAUCGUGAUGGAAUGAACUUGAGAGAAUGGCUGAAAGCACAGUGCCAUAAAGCAAAUAAAUCAGAGUGCUUGUAUAUAUUCAAACAAAUUGUGGAUCUGGUUGAUUAUUCUCAGUCUCAAGGAGUUAUCUUGUAUGAUUUGCGCCCAUCUUUCUUCAAGUUGUUGCAAGCUAAACAGGUUAAAUAUAUUGGUUCAGGUGUCCAAAAAGGACUACUAGAUACUGUCUUGGAUAAAGAUUUCCCCCCCUCAGAGAACUUUCUGAUUAGGAGAAGGCGAAUGGAGCAGGGGAUGAUUUCCUCAGUUGGCCUCCGUGCUAAAAAGCAGAAGUUCAAUGAUAACAAAAACUCGACACAAUGGCCUCUCUUUCAUUCUAGAGCUGGACCCAAAAUUGAAACCAUAAAUAAUACCCAAGUUUCUCACAAUGAAUUUAGUGAGCAUUGUUUUAAUACAGAACUUAGCAAUUCUGGCAGCCCUUAUGCAUCUGAUUCAGCUCAGCAGCAGUCAAUCUCUGUGAAUGAGCAGUUGGAAGAGAAGUGGUAUGCAAGUCCAGAGGAACUUAAUGAAGGAGUUUGCACAAUUUCAUCAAAUAUUUACAGUUUGGGCGUGCUGCUUUUUGAGUUACUUUGUCAUUUUGAAUCUGAGAGAGCACAUGCUGCAGCAAUGUUAGAUCUACGUCAUAGGAUUUUUCCUCCAACUUUUCUGUCUGAAAAUAUGAAGGAAGCUGGAUUUUGUCUUCGGCUACUUCAUCCAGAACCUUCUUUACGGCCAACAACCAGGGAUAUCCUACAAUCCGAAGUAAUUAAUGGAUUCCAGGAAGUAAUUGCAGAAGAAUUAUCAUCAUCCAUUAUCCAAGAUGAUACUGAAUCAGAGCUAUUAUCGCAUUUCCUUAGUUUAUUAAAAGAGCAACAGCAGAAGCAUGCCUCAAAAUUAAUGGAGGAUAUUUCAUGCCUAGAAGCAGACAUUGAAGAGGUUGAGAGAAGGCACUGUUCUAGAAAACCUUUAACUUAUUCUUCCUUUAAUGUGAGAGAAUGUAGGCACCUUGGCAAAGAACCUCCAAUUUCCGAGGUGCAUUCUAGUUUAUACGAGUUUUCCAGUGCCAAUGAAAUGAGGUUAAUGAGAAAUAUCAAUCACCUUGAAACUGCUUAUUUCUCUAUGAGAUCGAGAGUCCAGUUUCGUGAGACUGAUUCAAUGACACGGCCAGAUAAGGAUUUACUUGAAAAUCGUGAGAACUGGCAUUUGGCACAAAACAAUGAAGAAACACCAAAUCCUACUGAUAGUGUUGGCGCCUUCUUUGAUGGUUUGUGCAAGUAUGCUCGAUAUAGCAAGUUUGAAGUCUGUGGGAUACUGAGAAGUGGGGAGUUCAACAACUCUGCAAACGUAAUCUGUUCUUUGAGUUUUGACCGUGAUGAGGAUUAUUUUGCUGCUGCUGGGGUCUCUAAGAAAAUUAAGAUAUUUGAGUUUAAUGCACUCUUUAAUGACUCUGUUGAUAUUCAUUAUCCAGUCAUUGAGAUGUCAAACAAAUCAAAGCUUAGCUGUGUUUGCUGGAACAACUACAUCAAGAACUAUCUGGCUUCAACUGACUAUGACGGUCUGGUCAAGUUAUGGGAUGCAAGCACUGGUCAAGCUGUCUCUCAUUUUAUUGAGCAUGAAAAGAGAGCUUGGUCUGUGGACUUUUCUCAGGUGUAUCCAACAAAAUUAGCUAGUGGCAGUGAUGAUUGUUCUGUGAAGCUAUGGAGCAUUAGUGAGAAAAGCUGCUUAGGAACCAUCAGGAAUAUUGCAAAUGUCUGCUGCGUUCAGUUUUCUGCCCACUCCAGUCAUUUACUGGCAUUUGGAUCUGCGGAUUACAAAACAUAUUGUUAUGAUCUUCGGAAUACCAGAGCACCAUGGUGUGUUCUUGGUGGCCACGAUAAAGCUGUGAGCUAUGUGAAAUUCCUGGACUCAGAAACUGUAGUUACUGCUUCCACUGACAACACAUUAAAACUUUGGGACCUCAAUAAAACCAGUAGUGCUGGCCUGUCCCUUAAUGCUUGCAGCUUAACCUUUCGUGGGCAUACUAAUGAGAAGAACUUUGUGGGUUUGUCCGCUGCUGAUGGUUAUGUAGCUUGUGGUUCAGAAACAAAUGAGGUUUUUGCUUACUAUAGAUCUCUGCCUAUGCCAAUCACUUCACAUAAAUUUGGGUCAAUUGAUCCUAUUUCUGGGAAAGAGACUGAUGAUGACAACGGGCUGUUUGUAUCAAGUGUCUGCUGGAGAGGGAAAUCAGACAUGGUUGUCGCUGCAAAUUCUAGUGGAUGUAUUAAAGUGUUGCAGAUGGUUUAAGGAGAAGGUUAAUUGCUGAGAAUUAUCAAUUGCUGGCAUCAUUUUUACAGCCUGAGAGUUUCCGAGGUUUCUUCUGGAGGCUUAUUGUUCGUAAGCAGUGAAGUCAUCUUGGGUUCAGGCAAAUAUGUCAUACGUGGGAGGACUCGAGUCUCUCAGUGGCUAAUUAUGCAGCUUUGAUGCGUAGAAUAUACUAUAAAGUCAGCCAAAGUGGAGUUCUGGUCCCAGAUUAUCGAGAUUAGCCAGCACUAGAUUGCAGUGAAACUUCUUACAGGCCUAAGACUCCUGAAUAUCAUGACGCCUUCAGGUUCUGAGAUAGAGAGAAUCAAAUUGUAAAUAUGGGGAAGCAAAUUUGAGAUAAAAGAUAACUUUUGUACAAGAGGUUUUCCAUCUCGGUUCUUGGAGCAAGAGUUUAUGGUGAUUAGGAUGUGGCUUGCUUCUGUUUUGCUCCUUGAAACAAAUGUGCAGUCCGUUCAAGCUUUUCAAUCGAGGACUAGCCUUAGCCAGGUUGUUUGUUCAUAUUAUAGCUUUAGAGGUAUAAUUGAUAAUUUACUCAAAUUUAAGGGAAUUCUUUGUUGGGUUGUAACUAAGCAUUCUACGAUAACCAAGGUUACCUCUGUAAAUCUACAAAUUUUGAUGUAUAUGAUAGUUUUGGCUCUAAGAUCAAA